Molecule: messenger RNA, 5599 nt
Organism: Mizuhopecten yessoensis (Yesso scallop)
Lineage: Eukaryota; Metazoa; Mollusca; Bivalvia; Pectinida; Pectinidae
Product: tyrosine-protein kinase BAZ1B-like
Exons: 32
Coding region: 396-4982 (1528 amino acids)
Biological process (GO): chromatin remodeling
Cellular component (GO): WICH complex
Molecular function (GO): histone H2AXY142 kinase activity; protein binding
Source: RefSeq, a predicted model, not a curated record
UGAACCAAGAUGGCGGCGUACAUUGAAAUGAACAACACACUCCUAUUAUUGACGGAUUUUUGUAAAACUGUUGAAUGGAUCAUUGGGAAACUUACCCAUUAUUUUCGUUAACAUGUAUUGGUUGUUUUCUCAUGGUCUAUUGGUGAUUAUUCUGUGUUUUUAAAUCGAAAAAAACUUCACCGGCAUUUUGGCAGUUUUUCGAUAAAUGCUUGUUUACGUCACUAAGGUGAUCACGUGGGCCCGGGGGUGGGGACUAUUGACGUUUUUAUACAAUACCUAAUAGUACCCAUGUGAUGAAAUAGCCAGAAAUGCCAGAAACGUAGUGAUCAUUUUUCCCGCAAAUUUGCCGCCAUUUUUAUUGUGCUUGCACCGAAUGUGGUCGCUUUCUGAAAUGCAUGUCAAGGAAUAUAUUGUUCAUCCUUAACAAUAUUGUCAGAGAGUUUGAUGAGCGGUGUGCUUGGUAUGAUGAAAGAAUCUGGACCUGUCGUUGUACUGGUCACACUAAUCUGACUCAUCAGGAGGCCUGGAACUCAGAGAAAAUUGUCAACAAUUCUCUGAAGCAGCAGUUCCCGAGUUGUCACAAUAAACCAGUUUUGGAACAUGUGCAUCAUAGUACCUUGACACUGGACACCCUGGUUGAUCAGGCCUGGCUCUUGCUACAGCAGGUUCUCUCUGUAGGCGAAACAGUAACUCUCAAAGUCAAGUCAGCAGGAAAACCGAUAAAAGGUCACGUCAUUAAAGUCAACAAAGCUGGAAUUGAAGCCAAUCCCACCAGUAACUGUAACUCCCCCUCCAGUGACAAGGAAAACUCGGCUGAGGAUACUAAUGGCUCGCCACAGAAAUGGCUGCCUCCAAAGUUGCUGCCUUACAAGUACAGCCUGCAUCUAGAUGAUGAGGACAAGGUCAUUAAUGAGAUCCCUGCUUUGGACAUCAGUCGACUGGAGAAAGUGCCGUCUAAGGAACUUUUGAGGCUUUUUAUCCGAGCGAAUGCUCUGAGAGUGGGGCAGAACCAGACUAGCCCAUGGGUGGUGGAUGACAGCCACGUCAAAGAGUUUGGUCUACCCAACAAAUUUGCUCAUUUCUUGCUCUCUCCUAUUAAAAAAGCAGAAAUGAACAACGUAGUUGAAGAUGAACCCGUUUCUAAAAAACGUAAACUGUCGUUACAACCUGGCCUUGCAUCAAAGAAGGCCAAGAUUGAUAAAGUCAACAGUGCAAAGAAAACCAGGGACACUGGUAAAGCAAAACAAACAAAACUGACAGGGGCAUCUCUAAAAAAGUCAGCAUCAGUACCAAGUUUGAAAUCAAAUGACAAAACUUCUCCCAAAAAGUCACCAAAAAAGUACAAGACACCUGAAACUAUAGAAAUAGUCACUGAUUCUAGUAGUGAUGAGGAUUGUCCUCUUGCAAAACUUCAAACACCACCACCAAGGAACAAAUCGCCUGCCAAGAAAUCCUCACCGAAAAAGGCAUUGCCAAAGAAGGAAAUGAAAAAAACAACAUCAAAAAUGGACAAGAAAAGGUCUCCAAAGAAAAGCAAAAAAUCCUUGUCAGAAAAGAAAAAGAGUGACAGCAAAAACACUCCUAAAAAACGGAAAGUUGUUGCUGUGGAUAGUGACGAGGAUCAGCCAUUAUCAAAGCUGAAGCAGUCUCCGAAAAAGAGUAUGAAGCAGAUGACUCUUUUUGAAAUGUCGAAAAAGAAAGGAUUAAAAACUCCAGAAAAGAAGAAAAUUACCAACAGUAACAAUAAAACCCCAGAUAAAAAAGACAGAAAGAAAGUGAUGACCCCGCCCAGGACACCUGCCAUAGUAUCCAAGAUGGUUAGAGCUCACAAGAUGGAGGACCAGGCAAAGUUCAAACUGUUUGUACAACAGGCUGCCAAGAUUCUCACCUCCCCACAGAGGAAACGAUUACCGCCACAGAUCAAGGACACUGUGGACCGCAAAUACGAGUUCUUUGCUGAGAAAAAGAAAAUAAGCCGUAUGACGCCAGAGCAAAGAGAAGCUUACUUGAAAGAAAAGCAGGAAAAUAUGAAACUGAAACGAAACGCAAAAAAACAGGAGAUUAAGCAGAAAAACAGAGAAAAGUUGAGGGAGUUAAAAAAGAAAUAUGAAGAUCAAAGUUUGACCGGCAAGCCACUUCCUCCCCCCAAACUUGUGCCCACCCCUGACGGACUUCCUAAUGAAAUGUUUGGUGAAGUGACGUUUAUUGCGGAAUUCAUCAACUGUUAUUCUGGCCUGCUGAUGCCUGAUGAAAGUUACCCCAUACGGACGGAUGCAUUAAUGAAAGCCCUGUCCUGUGGAACUGAUGGGUUCACGUAUCUGUCCCGUGCCUUAGUGGUUCUGCUUCAGACUCUCCUACAGGAUGAAAUCGCAGAGGAUUACCAAGAGAUCCGAGUGCCACUAUCGGACAUCCCAGUGAACGCCUGUACUGCCUCUGAACUGACCAGACUUUGUUUGAGGCGACAGGACGAUGAUAAUGAUCAUUACGCAGUUGAAGAUGACAUGGAAAUCUCUGAUGCGUUGAUCCAGCUGCUGGAAACACAGGAGAUGUAUCAGCUGGAGCUGGCUCAGAAGAUACAGAUACUAAAAGGCCUUUGUCUGAGGAUCAUGGGCACCUACUCUGUGCAGGACUUCAUGGAAGAGAAACAGACAGAGUCCUCUAAGCUCUGGAGGAAGAGACUGGCUGUGCUUAAAGUUAAGAAUACUCAACUAAAGAAAGAAAAGGAACAAAACAAAAAAGAAAAAGCUGAGCAAGCUCUGAAAGAACCAGAAAAGAAGAAAGUGAAAGAAGAGAAGGAAGAGAAAAAUCCAAAUUUGACAAUAUCACACUUCUAUGGACAAACCAGUGGUGAUCAGAGUGACUCCUCCAAGCCGGCCACCCCGGAACCAGCAGACUCUGCAGAGGAUGGCGGUGACUUGGCUUCGGUUGUGAAACGACGAAGGAUGAAUACUGCUAAGGCUGCUGCUGAAAGGGAACAGCGGCAACAUGAGACGAGGAAACAGAAAGAAAAGGAAUAUGAAGAGUACAGGAAACAGAAACAAGAAGAAGACUUUGAAAAAGACUUUGUUAAUGGAAUUGCCCUUGCUAAGUCUGUACUUCGCCAUACACCAAUAGGAACCGACAGGAACCACAGUCGAUACUGGGUUUUCUCCGGAGUCACUCCUGGGCUCUAUAUAGAGAAAGGCUGGGUAAAUAAGGACAUAGAUUACUGUACCAGAGAGGAAGGGUCAAGUAACUGGGACAGUGACGACUCGGAUACCUCCACCAACAUGGCAAAUAAGGACGAAGAAAAGCAAAAUGUCAAAACCACUGUUCCACGUUUUGGCCAGAACUUAUGGUUUACCUACUCCGGUGUAAAAGAAUUAGAUACCUUAAUAGACAAUCUACAUCCACAAGGCUACAGGGAAAGCAGCCUGAAAAAUGAACUCAAGAAGCGAUAUGCAGAAAUAUCUGUAGGAAUUUUCCAGAGAACAAGAGCCAGUUGUGAGCUAAGGGAUUCAGACGGUGACAAAGAAAUGCUGGAUGGAUUCAGAAAGGAACUUCUAGAUACAGAGAUGAAGUUACGCUAUGGUGGUUUGGGAGGUGUGGAUAAAUUUGAGGCUUGGGAGGAAAAACUUGAGUCCGCAACAGAUAUUGCAGUGUUUGGUAAAUUGAUGAUGGAGACACAAGAAGGUGUGUCAAAGAAAUUCCGUCAGGGAAUCAUGGGUUUGAAGAAAAAAAAGACAAAGGUCACGGAGGUGACAGAAGUGAAGGAAGAAAAGGAAGCAGAAGAGGAUGAAGAAGAGGAGAAGGAGAUAGCUGGAAUAGUGGAGUGGCGUGAGGCGGUGGAGAGUGCAUCAACUCUGUCUCGACUUCAUGUUCUCAUGGCCAUCCUCGACAACAGUAUUAAAUGGGAAAAGUCAGCAGAGAAUGCGAAAUGUAAAAUAUGUCGUAAAAAAGGAGAGGAACAGAAGCUGCUGUUGUGUGACGAGUGUAAUCAACCUUUCCACAUGUAUUGUCUGAGACCUGCCCUCAUAGAGAUACCCAGGGGAGACUGGUUCUGUGCCUCUUGUAUGCCACAGAACCAGAGAAGAAAGUCCCGAGUGUACAACAUUGAUUAUGAUGAAAGACGGAAGGAUAGAAAUGACGAAUACACUAGUGACUCCAACGACUCGUUGUCAGGGGAGAUAGAACACGAGGAGAACUGUGCUGAGUGUGGUGGGGACGAAGGUCUGAUCUUCUGUGCCGAGUGUCCUACAGCCUACCACUUGGAGUGCCAUGACCCACCACUACGACAUCCUCCAAGGGGAAGAUGGAUUUGCACAGAAUGUAAAACUGGGGUGAAGAGAAAUUCAAGGUCAAGGUCGAAGCGAAAAGUUGCCAAGAAAUCUGGAAGAGCUGCUCCAAAAAGGAAAAAAUAUGCUGAAUCAUCAGAUGAGAGUGAGGAAGAGGAGGAAGAAGAAGUUGAUAGUGAGGAGGCGGAGGAGGAAGAGGAAGAAGAGGCACCAAAGAAAAGUGGUCGUAGAGUACAACAGAAGUCUGGGCCAGGGAGGAAACCAGGCUCAACUAACAAAAAGGAGAAAUCACGCUCCUCAACUGGCAGUAACUCAAGUCUCAAUGACAGCAGAACAUACACAUCUAGACGGGCACCAUCAGAACUCUCUAUAUGUGAGCAGAUCGUAGGUGAUGUAAUGAAGAUGGAAUCCUCCUGGCCAUUUCUGCUUCCAGUCAACAAAAAGGAUGUGCCCGAUUACCAUCGCAUUGUAAAGCAUCCAAUGGACCUUCAGCUUGUCAAGGACAAACUCAAGUGUAUGGUGUACGGUUCAGUGGAGGAAGUCAUUGAGGACGUCAAACAGAUCUUCAUUAAUGCUGAGACUUACAACAAGGUUGGAAGUGAGGUAUUGGACUGCAAGGAGGAAGUGGAGAGAAACUUUGCCCUUUUAAUCAAGAAGAACUUACCUAUGUGCCUGUAUGCUCGAGGGAGAAACAGCCAGGCUUGCUGACAGUAAUGGAUGUAAAUUAAAUCAUUGCUAGAUGUUUAUAUCGAUAGUAUAAAAUGUAUUAAGUUGCUGAAGAAUAUCAUUUGUUACAUCAUUCUACCAAGGACAACUCAAAUUCACAAAUUGUAUAAACUGAACAUCCUUGACUAUCACAGAAGUGUGAACACCCUAGACUAUCACAGAAGUGUGAACACCCUAGACUACCACAGAAGUGAAUGUGAACACCCUAGACUAUCACAGAAGUGUGAACAUCCCUGACCAUCACAAAAGUGACUGUGAACACCCUAGACUAUCACAGGAACGGGAUACUCAAGUAAUGGGGGUUCAAGUCAGUAGGGUUCACUGUAUUUACAAAAAAACUUAUUGAAUAUGACUUUACAUAUGGCUGAAUAUUUAAAUAAACUCGCAAAUUGGUCCAUUGUAUGAAUUAAUUACAUGUAUGUUUAUAUCUGUACUGCUGGGACCAAAAUACCAAUAUCCUACUUCAUCUGGUGUCCAUUAUUUCAGUUUUCCUUACAUUGUACUCCUCAAUUGUACACAAAUGUAACUUUUGUAAAAAAAAGUAUAAGGUUUUGUAGACACUUUUUUUUAGGUCACCUGAGACAAAGUCUCAAGUGACC